This is a messenger RNA of Etheostoma spectabile (orangethroat darter), 1651 nucleotides long. RefSeq names its product membrane anchored junction protein (gene majin). The coding region runs from base 125 to 979 and encodes 284 amino acids. The record is from RefSeq and is a predicted model, not a curated record. The transcript has 10 exons. Gene Ontology annotation, molecular function: DNA binding. Lineage: Eukaryota; Metazoa; Chordata; Actinopteri; Perciformes; Percidae. Gene Ontology annotation, cellular component: nuclear inner membrane. Gene Ontology annotation, biological process: meiotic attachment of telomere to nuclear envelope; homologous chromosome pairing at meiosis.
AGAAGACCAAGCGACCGGAAGGCGGGAAUUCGAGGCGAUUGAGCGUUUGAUUGACGGCCGCGGUUUUAACUGUUGACAUCCUGCUGGAGGGUGUAGUUAGCUUGCUGGACGACCUCCAAAUUUCAUGCUCGCCAUUUCCUUUAGGCAUUACGGUAAUUUCAAGAGAGCGCCACAUAUAAGGUCAGCCAUGCCACUGCAGGCCUUCUCCUUCCCUUGCCCUGAAACUCGAUUCUUCAAAGCAGGUAGUUGUAUCUACAAGUUCAAGAUCAGAGGAGGCAGCAGCUUCAGAGGAGAGAAAAAUAUGGGAGGAAACUGCCUCAAUCAGGAACUUGAGGACAUUAUCAGAACUGUUCUUGGCAACCUGGACAGUCUCCAACCCUUCUCUAGUUCCCACUUCAUUGUCUUCCCUUAUAGGAAGAGGCGAAAGGGAGCGUCUAAGGGGAUGUGCAAACAUGGUGAGAUGAAUCUGAGAGCCUACCCGUUUAGUCUCAUCCUCUACCUGGAGAAAAACGUGCAGAAAGAAGAAGCCAAGCAAGCAGAGGAGAAGUUGAGCUCAGAGAAACGCGUGGCACAGCAGUUCCCCCCCGUUUCUGAGCCCCAGUCAAAGCGCCAUAAAAGCGAUUCACCACUAGAGGAGGCCAUACUAAAGGACUUAAUCAAGGACAUGGUGGCUGAAAGCGAGGUUUCUGUGGUUGGGCGCUCUCUGUAUUGUCCACAAGUUGAGAGAGAGGUGAAAGAAGAUCCAGGACAUGCUGACAAGAAAGGUUCAAAGGGGAUUGACGUACCCCAGCAGAAAUUGGGUGUCAACACGGUCAGAGGAAGUUGGACUGCAGGUGAAGUGCAUCCUGGGACAGUUCAGAGCAUGGGAGAGGAGGAGAGGGAUGAGAAGGAAGAAAAUGCAGACUCUGGGGCACCAGGGAUUUGGACUCGAAUGGCCAGCCACAUCUUCCCCUUCUCCUUGUUCUUCAGGGACCCCUGAGGGCCCCGUGCUAGAGAGACACGGGAUGGUUCUGGUUCCAGCAGUGGAAACUCAUUUGGGUUUGUUUGGGUAAAGUUCUGCGCUGCCGUCAAAAACUGUUUUCAGAUUUGUUUUUUCACAAAUAGUAUUUCAUUAACCUGUUGGUUUUUCAUUUUUAUUAUCCACCAUACAUCUUCCAUAUAAGUGUCAUUGUUUUUUUUCUUCAUUUUUCUGAGAUAUCUCCUGUUCAUGGAUCCUUUGAUUUUAUAAAUCAGUGUUUUGUUGAUGCCAUGAGCAAAUAAAUACAGUAUGGUUACUUCUUUGUUUCCAUUGGAAGUUUUUUUGUGAUUUUAUGUUGUUUUAUAUUGCUCUAUUAUGGAUGGAGUCUUUGCUAUUAGCUUGUUUCACAUUAUUGUUUUUUAUAUCAUCACCUGUAAUACCUGGAUCCUGUAUUUUUGCUUGUAUUGUAUAGUUCUCUUUUUUACAACGGAAUCAGACUCUACAUCAUCUCUGCGACUUCAUAGAUAAUACUUCUUAUGGAUUUACUUUCUCAAGAUUUUCCCCUUCCUCCAAAUCCAACAAAGCAGCAGUGUGUCUUUCAUUUCUCAGUUUCCUAUCUUAAAUUCUGCUACAUUUAACUUUCCUUUCAUGAUCUGUGACCCCAUCUGCAUUUGAUUUAUAUUGUGUUAUUAA